UUGCCGUGCGGCUGGCUGCUGUGGUUGGCGAAGCUUAUUCGGGCAAAGAGGCGGGAGGGGGAGGAAAAGGAGAAAGCGAACGCGCGCGCGCCAAGGCCGGGCGUCGAGCCUCGGAAGAGAAAGGCGAGGCGGACGGUGCCAUUAAUCGAAGGGGGGGGACGUUUGGUGCGGCUUUAGGGGGUUUGGGCUAUACCUUCCUCCGAGGGGGGGAGGUGCUGCGGAGCGCCUGCGCGCUAGUCAGUCAGCGAGUCUGUGGCCCUGAGGAGACGGUGAUGUGGCGGCGCUGAGGGAGCGCGAGAGCGGAAGGUGCGCCAUGGCAGAGGCGUCCGGGAGCCCCUCGGCGGCGGGUGCGGAGGCGGCCUUGGACCCCGAGUUUCCUCCGCAGAGUCGGCCACGUUCUUGCACAUGGCCUCUACCCCGGCCGGAGCUGGCAGGGCCGCCGGCGGAGCCCGACCCAGAACCCGGCGGCGGGGUAGGAUCCGGGAGCGGGCUGGGGAGCCCGGAGGAGCCUGGCGGCAGUGGCGGAGUGACAACAGCCGCGGCGGCAGGAGGUCCUGGGAGCGGCGGAGCGCGGAAGAGCAGCGGCGGCGGCGGGAGCAGCGGCGGGGCGCGUCGCAAUGCCUGGGGUAGCCAGUCGUACGCCGACUUAAUCAGCCAGGCCAUCGAGAGCGCCCCGGAUAAGCGGCUCACCCUGGCGCAGAUCUACGAGUGGAUGGUCCGUUCCGUGCCUUAUUUCCGUGACAAGGGAGACAGCAAUAGCUCUGCCGGGUGGAAGAACUCCAUCCGGCAUAACCUGUCUCUGCAUAGCAAGUUCAUUAAAGUGCACAAUGAAGCUACAGGGAAGAGCUCUUGGUGGAUGCUCAAUCCAGAAGGUGGUAAGAGUGGGAAAGCUCCACGGAGGAGAGCUGCCUCCAUGGACAACAGCAGCAAACUGGCAAAAGUCAGGGGGAAAGCUUCAAAGAAAAAGGCGGCUAUGCAGGUGGCCUCAGAACCUCCUGCUGAUAGUCCAGGCUCUCACUACCCCAAGUGGCCUGGCAGCCCCUCAGCAAGAAGCAACGAGGACUCUGAUGUAUGGACCAGUAUUCGGCCUCGAACCAGUUCCAAUGCCAGCACCAUCAGUUUAGGACUUUCUCCAAUCUUGACUGAGCAGGAUGACCUUCCCGAUGAGGAGCUCCUCCCUUCUCUCGUCUACUCCAGUGCAUCUAGCAACGUUCCACCCACUGUGACAGAGGAGCUGGAACUCAUUGAUGGCCUAAACCUGAUGUCACCCAGUUCAUCCUUGCUAUCAGCUCAGCAGCAUACUUCGAGUGGUCUGGCUCAGAGAACUCCCAGUUUUCCCUUGCAGAACCAGAACUCAGCUACUCAUGCACCAUCAUUUGGCAGCUCCCUCUUCAACCCUGUUGAUAUCUCGCUGCACAGCUCUGGUGGCCAUUUCUCUGGUCCACAGACACUGGAAGCCCUCUUGACCUCCAACUCACCACCUCCUAGUGAUGUGAUGAUGACGCAGGUAGAUCCAAUCCUCCCACAGAGUGGAGGCAGGUUGAACAGCCAGACUUUUCUGCUCUUGGGGGACCAAUCCUCUAAAAGCAAGAUGAGCCCAGUUAACCUGCUCAGAAAGCCUUCGGAACAGCAGUUGGAUUCGGUCGGUACCACUGCUUUGACCUCUGCCCUUACCAUGGUGACAGCUUCGCAAAAUGCAGCAGGCCUGUCCACCUUGAAGGCAUCCAGCCCAGCACAGUCUACCCAGGUGAUACAGUUGGGUGCUUUGCCACCUGUAUCUGCCGCCACUCUUACUCCUUUUGGAGGUAAUCAGGAUAGGCUGCCUAAUGACUUGGAUGUUGAUAUGUACAUGGAGAACCUUGAAUGUGAUGUGGAUUACAUUAUCAAUACCGACCUCAUGGACGGAGAAGGGCUGGACUUCAAUUUUGAACCCAUUCCUUCUGCUCCUGCCUACCCCAGCACCUCGCAGGCCUCCAACCACACUUGGGUACCCAGUUAACUUCAGGAUUGACAAAGUGCCCUUCUGGUUUUGGAGCUUUGCACCCCCCAGAAGAGUCUGGAAUGCGGAGAGCACCUGGAGUUGGUCUAGCUGCUCUUCAAGUCAGCUGGGAAGAAGAGCUAACUGCAACAGGAAGGAGGAGAUCCUGUUAAGUGCCACGUCUCUUCCUGAGUCUACCAUAAGCCCUCCAAGCCACAGCCAGACCUCCCUGCAAGGAGCCAGGGGAGCAUUCCAAAUAUGGCCAAAGACUCUUCAUGCCCUGAAGGAGCAAUUCUCUGAAUUCAUGGGGCAGCACCAGCUGAGAUGGUCAGAAGGGGAGCCACUUUGUGCUGACACCAGCCCUUCGCCUGAUCUUUGCCUCAACCAUCCUUUGACUCAGUACCCUUAGCCUUGAUGAAAAAAUGGGUGGGAAGGCGAUAAACACAUCACAUGGCUGCUUGAGUUGCAAGGUCCUUCCCUUCUGCAUUUUUCUGGUGGGAGGAAGGGGUAGGGGAGAGAAAGUUGUGCUCUGGGGAGAAACAAGGCUGUCAAGUCUGUUCUUUGUGCUAGCCAUCAGGCCAAUUUGGAAGCUGAGGUAUGGCGUUGAAGGCAGUGCCUGAGCUAUUGGUAGCACUUUCCUAAAACACUGACUGUCAGAAAGCAGACAAGCAGGUGCUAAAAGCUGUUGCUAAGAAACCAAAACUUCUCCUUGGGUUUGUUUCUGACUGUCCUGCUGCAGUCAAGAAAUGGAAAACCUGGAUCUGGCCUUAAGCAGAACCCUGAUGUUCAUGUUUUUCCUUCUUUUUUUAAAAAAAAGCCCAGAAGGGCAUUUUCUACAGAUGAACUAUUUUGGAGGCUUUUAAAAAAGUAAUCUGGACCGGGCUUUCUGUGGUAGCCCUCAAACUAGUAUAAGUGUCUCCAUAUUGGGUGCCUUUCCUUCCCUCAAAGACAGUAGUAGGAGGUGUGCUUCUCUGAGCUGCAUUAAGAACAAUUUUGUACCUUCUUGGGUAUAUAGCUGGGGGAGCGGGGUAGGGAGAGGGGCACCAAGCAAGUCAUGUUCUUUGGGACUUGGACAGGUGCAGGAUUUGUACAUUAUAGGUAGCCUGUAAAGUUAGCUGCAGAUUAAGUAGAAGCUUUUGUAAACCUUGGGUGUGGGGGACACUCUAUUUUAACAGAGAACCCUAUGAGAUUAUUGGCUAAAAGCACAAACUGUUUUAUUGCAGCAUUAUACAUUUAUCAGACAAAACACUACAGUACAUGAGUCUGGGGGUCUGAAGUUGGGAUUAGGGGAAGCUCCUCGGGGGGGGGGGGUGAGUGUGGGGUGGACAAGGCUUGGAGGCUUUUCCUGCAUAGUAGGACCCUCCAGCAAUGUUAUGCUUUCAGCAACUAAUCAUGAAUUGCCAACAGGUUGCAUUGCAGGGAUUGGCAGUGUGUGUGUGUUGGGGGGUGGGGUGGGGUGUAUCCAUUAAGCCUUAUAAUAACUGGCUCACAGCUGUCACUUCUGAAGCUUCUUGAGCCCUGAUUGCUUUAUAGAACUGGGGGGAGGAGAGUAGACUUGUCACUUUGGGGCAGUCACUGGAUCUGUAGCUUUGAGUUAACUUUUGCUGAUGAGCCUUAUAGGCAGGACUUGGAGAGAACAGUUUGGAUUUGGAGGUUGGAGUUCACUUUGUCACUCUGGAGAAAGAUUCUUGGGAGCCAGGGAAGCCCUGGGGCAGAUCUAGUUGUUCCUUAUCAGCAUUGGAAUAUUUACUGUGGCAGAAAUAGGGGGGUAUGGAUGGGCUACCUUCUAAAACUGGCCCUGCCAUCUAAUGAGGGUUGAUGCUUCAAGAUUAUCCUUUCUUGCAGUGAUGUGCUUAGAAAUUUAUUAUUACUGGAGAUGGGAAACAGUGACAUUUCAACUCUCUGAAUCAAGGCUAAGCACUGUCUAGAGAAGCAAUUGGCACAGGCCCCCGUUUCCCCCCCACACACACACACAGUUAAUUGCUAAAAACUUUCCAUAGAGGACUCCACAGCUUGCCUUCUCUUCCUGUAGUUAAGUAAUUUCUGGCUAUGUGUAAGUCUCCUUAUAGUAAAAGACUGUCUCAUAGGAAGGCGUGUCUUGCAGGAAAGAAGAGACAGACCAAACACCACUUCCUAGCAGUGUCAGCACAGGCUCCUGUUACCAGGCUUUUGGCUGUAGCCUGGCCUUGCUACAUUAUGUGUGCGUUUUGUGACCAUUACCUGUUGUACUUUCACGGGAGAGUGAAGUGGUCUGACUCAGGAAAAGCUUUUUCACACUUUGCCAGCAGAAAGGCUCCCUGUGGAGUUGUCCCUUGCCAGAUAGCAGAGCUGAGUCAGCAGCACGAUUAACAUGAAAAUGAGAAAACUGGCAGAGGUUAGUGGCCUUCAGGUGCAUGAGUGUAUAGUACAUCAGUUUUGUUUUCUCAGUGCUUAGAAAGCUAUAUUUACCAGAAAGGAAGAUGAUCCUAAUUGGAAGUUGACCUUCCCCCUUGAAAAGAAAAUAUUAUACACAGUCUUUCUAUUACUGUACAUACUAGUAACUUGUGCAUUAAUUUAAGACAUGUUAUUUUUCUUGCCAGCAUGACUGAGUGAAAAAUUAGGUCUUCCUUUCAGGCAAAUACAGUAACUGCAUUUUAAAACAAAUCUGUUCCAGAGGGCUGCUUAGGGAAAUUCACUACCCUUCAAAAUGUAAGCCAAAGCUUGAAAAUCUUUGGUCAGGGCAGCACAGCUAGGCGACUGGCAUUUGUGUGCUUCAAGCUAUUCUUGGGAGGAGUGGCAUGCUUGCAGUUACAAAAUUGAAUUAGGAUUGAUUAAUUAUAUAAGUGCCCCACCAGUUUUCAUAUUCACAACUUCUUAUGUGGGCUUGAAAUCUGUACCUCACGCACAACGAUACACCAAAAGAAUGGAAAAAUAUCAACCGUAUUUGCCACUCUAAAUCAAAGGAAUGUUAAAGCAUGUUAAGGAUUGGCUGAUUUGUGUUGCGAGAGUGAAUAGGCACCCUGCCACUCUUCUUCUCCUGCUACUUUGGGGUAUGAAUGAAAACAGAGCUGGCAUGCAAAGGCUGAUCUUGUUGCAUGAUGAUGAUAUUUCUACCUUCACUGAAUAAUAAGAUACUGGCUACAGGGGAUCAGAACAGGUAUUGAUGGCAUAUCUCUCCAUGGGACUCUUGCUAAGGUUGUUUGUAGUGUGAUCUGCGGGAUGUAUUUGGGACUCGGGAGCAUCUGAGAGUUUCCUCUUUGAUUUCUAUGCAUGUCUCAGGAUGGAGCUGUUCUUUUUAGAGCCAGGUGACCUGGGGCUGUCUACCUCCUAGGAUUGUGUUGUGGAGGUGGUAGAGCUCAUGCAGUGUAUAUACUCUUCCAGACUUCUCCGCUGGGACUGGUGAAUUGUAGGAGGGCAGUUGACCUGGAUAGGUUCUACCCUGUUUCUACAAAGGAUUUUUUUUUUGCCCUUGCUAACUUCAGUUUUGUCCCCUGUAGCCAGAGACCCCUCUGUCCUCUUCCAGGGUUUUCCAGUAUCCCCCUUUGCUAGAGAGGCUGUGUGGAAUGUGCUAGAGGGCAAAAUGUGACAAAUAAAUCUCUGUAAUCCUC
Molecule: messenger RNA, 5565 nt
Organism: Heteronotia binoei (common prickly gecko)
Lineage: Eukaryota; Metazoa; Chordata; Lepidosauria; Squamata; Gekkonidae
Gene: FOXO4
Product: forkhead box O4
Exons: 3
Coding region: 314-1999 (561 amino acids)
Biological process (GO): regulation of transcription by RNA polymerase II
Cellular component (GO): nucleus
Molecular function (GO): DNA-binding transcription factor activity, RNA polymerase II-specific; RNA polymerase II cis-regulatory region sequence-specific DNA binding
Source: RefSeq, a predicted model, not a curated record